GCGCAAAACAAGAGGGAGUGAGCAGCUGACAACUGCAUGGUUUCAGCUAUUUGUUCAAAUCAGAAUUAGUCCUAUUUUAAAUUACCCCCCCACCCACACAUUUUUGCGGACUACUGGACAUAACAUUAUCACCGUUUAUGGCCACUGACUUAUCAACCAAUGAUGUUUGGGUCGCUCUGGGGCAGGACGCACCCGAACACUGAAAACCAACUGCACCACCACUAGCGGACAGGCUGAGAGAAGGGCGAGGAAAAUAUCACGGUCAUGGACAAGUCCUCAACAACAUGAAGUAUACAAUCGGUGAAAGCUCUUAAUUUCACGACUACAAUCGGGGUAGUUCUGAGAUGGACAAAUAUCUGUCACCUCCUCAGAAUAUCUCAGACACCAGACAGCCAUCUUUCACGGAGGACCUUGAUUCCCCAUACAGCAUCAACAUGAGUCUCCUCCUACCUGACGUUACCUACCUGUGCCCCAGCCUGUGUCUGCCUAUGAGACCCAUCAAGACAGAGCCUCUCUCCCACUCCCUCAUCCAUCCCAGUUGCCAGUGCAACCCUGGUCCUACAACCCUUCCAGAACACCCUGGGCUGUAUGGCGCUUCGACAGACACAGGAAGUAGUCUGUUCAUUAAACAGGAAAUGUCCCCCCUGGACUUCCCAGACAAUCCGUUGUUCCAGCUGUUGAACUCUGAGCUGGAGCAGCUGGUGCCCGAUCAUCCGGUGAACACCAACCUCCACAGUGGGGUCCCUAUGUCCUCGUCUGUCCCUUUCAGCAACGUCCACAUACCAUCCCCCCAGAUUGUUGUCAAAUCGAUGGGAUGCCCACAAAAAGAUGGCAAUCCUCUGACAACCCAGUUCGCAAGCCAUUCGCAGCAGCGACCAGACUAUCUUCCUCCGUCCCCGCCUAACUCUCAGCCAGGGAGCCCAGACAGAGGGAAAGAGCUGAUUCAGAAUCGUUCUCCGCCUUCAUCAUAUGCAGCCAGUAUUGCCUCGAAACUAAGACCUGGUCUUAGGCCAGUCCAAUGCUCUGGUCUAGGACCAGUUCCGAGCACCAGUUUUAGAUUAGUUCAGAGUCCAUGUCUUGGACAAAGCCAAAGUUCUAGUCUUGGAGCAGGCCAGAACCCUUGUGUUGGGCCAGUGUCCCCAACAUUGGCUCAAUCAGUUCCAGAGAGGUUUAACCAAAGGAAUAACCCUGACCUGGAGAGGAGGAGGAUACAUCACUGUGACAUUCCAGGAUGUAAGAAAGUCUACACAAAGUCCUCCCAUUUAAAGGCCCAUUUGCGGACACAUACGGGAGAGAAGCCGUACCAAUGCUCCUGGGAGGGAUGCGAGUGGCGCUUCGCUCGUUCCGACGAGCUGACACGCCACUUCAGGAAACACACAGGGGCCAAGCCCUUCCAGUGUGUUGUGUGUGACCGCUGUUUCUCCCGGUCUGACCACCUGGCUCUACACACAAAGAGGCACCGGAGCUAGAGAAGCUUACAUACAGUAUAUCUUUUUUUUUUAUUAGAUCAAAGUCAAAUGAAACUUUAUGUUAAAUAUACUUAAAUCUCUAACUUUCACAAUACAAUUGUGCUGACAAUGGUUUCACAGGAUUAGGCUCCCUGUCCUUACUGAGAAAUACAUGUGUUGCUGAAACACAUGGAUUUGUUUUAUUGUACCCAUGUAUCUUACACUGACUGCAAUAUGGAUGUAGCUUUUCCAUGUAUCUAUUUCAGUAAAUGCUGCCAUGGUUUGAUUUUUGAAUAAGAGCACAAAGUUGGAAACAAGCUAAUUUCGGUAUCUCCAGCAGUGUUUCCCAAACCUCUGCUCAUGUACCCCCAGCCAUUUCACCUAUUUGAUCUAUUCCAGUACUAGCACACCUGAUUCAACUAAUCAUUUGAUUGUAAAGUUGACGGCCCGGUUUCCCAAAAGCAUCUUAAGGCUAAGUUCAUUGUUAGAACCUUCGUAGGAGCAUCGUUAAAUCUCAGAGCUGUUUCCCAAACCAUCGUUACUAAAGUUGUACUUGAAAACUCAUAAUAUAUAACGCCUGCCUCAGACCACUCGUAGAAGAGCUAAGUGUGCCAUUAUUCGUUUUUGCCCUCACUUCAUACACAGAAGAUAUCCGCUAAACAUAGAAUCACAUGGUUUAUCCGUUGAAGUUCAAUUCAUUUCGUUCUAUUUUGCUACUUGCAGGCUACCGUCAUUUGUCUCAAUAUAUUUCAUGAUGUACCAAAUCUGUGAUUGAGUGCAUUUUUAUUGGGUAAGUAUUAGAAUAAGCCGCCUCAACUUGCAGUCGUAGGUGGUAAUACUGUUUCUCUCUAGGAGCUGAUCCGUAGUCAGUAUUGUGAAAUAAUUAUAAUGUUAGGGAAAUAUUUAAAUGGAAGAAGGCUGAUCCGAUAGCAGCACUCCCUUUCUUUCAAUCCUAUCAGUAUCGACACACUUAGUGACCGUUCUCUCUGCAUGGUGUUUUGGGAAACGCAUGUUACAUCUUCGGCUGUUCUAGGAAAGAUUACAUUGUUAAAACACUCGUAAGCCUAAAUUCCAUCGUUAUAGAUUGAAAAAGUGAAACAGUUGGUUCUCAAUUUACAGUAUUAUCUCUGUCUUUUCUACUUGGUAUCGGUACUUCAAGGCAAAAUAUUUUUAUGUAUUGCUAUCGACGUCUAAGUAUGACUACGACUACAUUUAAAUCCUGUAUAUCGUGUACAAAUGGAAGUCGAAGUAAUAUUUUUUUUAUAUCUUGUUUAAGAAUGAUAUCACACAUUAGUACUGAGUAUCUAAGUGCCUUUUGAUGUUUUAUUAAUGAAUUAAAGACUAAGCAAAUAGAGUCCAUUGACUAUUGCUGCAUUUUUUGGCUAUAAAAAAAUGUAAGAUAGUUACUGUGUUUUAGUUACAUAGUUACAUUUUUAUAGUUACAUUUCUUUUUUUGAAUUUGAUUAAAUACAUUGAAUAAUAAGAGCUAUCAUUUCAGAUUACGAGAAUGUGUUGAAAUAUAAAUAUUUUGUAUCUUCUAUUUCGGAUCUUAUUGUCAAUGUUUUGUUUAUUUCUCCUUUAAACUGUAAACUGGUUUACACUGAAUUUAAAUGAUACUAAGUAGUGCUUAAAAAAUAUUAGUGUUCAGCAUUUUGAGAUGUUAUACUUAUAGGCUAUAAUGUCCAAUCUGUGCCAAGAUUGCUAAGUGAGCAACAAAACAUGAUAAUAAACUUUGUUUACAAUGUUA
This is a messenger RNA of Salvelinus fontinalis (brook trout), 3195 nucleotides long. RefSeq names its product Krueppel-like factor 5. Lineage: Eukaryota; Metazoa; Chordata; Actinopteri; Salmoniformes; Salmonidae. Gene Ontology annotation, biological process: regulation of transcription by RNA polymerase II. The coding region runs from base 345 to 1469 and encodes 374 amino acids. The record is from RefSeq and is a predicted model, not a curated record. Gene Ontology annotation, molecular function: RNA polymerase II cis-regulatory region sequence-specific DNA binding; DNA-binding transcription factor activity, RNA polymerase II-specific. The transcript has 4 exons.